ACACAGAUGGAGCCUUAUAAAGCCCGGUCUCUGCAGUCCUCCUUCUCCUGACCAAGAUAUCUGGGCUGCAGAAUGUGGAGCUCUACGCUGGGACUGUGCCUGCUUCUUGCCAUCUUCCAUGGGGGAGAACCUAGCAACUUCGACCCGCAGUAUAUGCUGUUGGUGCCGACUGUAUUAAAUUCAGGAAAGGAACAGACCUUCUGCUUGCAGCUGUCACACCUUAAUGAGUCUGUUAAUGUGAUCGUGUCCCUGGAGGCACAGGACAACACAACACUGCUGGAGAAACAUGUCACAGAGCCGGGAGAGGACAGCUGUUUCACAUUCCAGACACCAAAGGUUGAGGCGCCACAUGUGGCAUUCAUCACACUUGAUGCUGUGGGUGACUCUCUGCACUUUAAGUCAAAGAGAAGCGUUGUCAUCAGGAGCUCAUAUAACCUGGCGUUCAUCCAGACUGACAAACCCAUCUAUAAACCUGGGCAGAAAGUUCAGUUCCGUGUUGCUACCAUGGACGAGACAUUUCAUACCACCCAUGAGAAGUUUCCUGUAAUUUUUGUUGAGGAUCCUCAACGAAAUCGCAUCUUUCAGUGGGUGAAUAUGGAGACAAACAGAGGAAUUGCUCAAGAAUCCUUCCUCCUCACCUCUGAGCCCAGGCUGGGGACAUAUAAAAUGGUUGCACAAAGGGAAAAGGGCCCCCAGAUUGAACAUUCCUUUAGUGUGGAGGAAUAUGUGUUACCAAAGUAUGAGGUACAGGUGAAAAUGGCCCCAGUGACCACCAUCCUUGAUGAAGAAAUCACAGUUACUGUAUGUGGAAAAUACACGUAUGGUAAACCUGUGGUAGGGAGGAUUGAUGUCCGUAUCUGCAGAAAGUUUGCUUACUCUUAUACGUCCUGUGCUGAUGCAACACAAGACGGAGUGUGUGAAGAACUGUCACAUGAAACCGAUAACAAAGGCUGUUUUUCUGAAGUGGUGAAGACAAAAAUUUUCCAGUUGAGACGUAACGGCUAUGAGAGGAAACUCACUGCUACCGCCAAGAUAACGGAGGAUGGAACAGGUGUGCAAAUGACCGGCGAGGCCUCCUCCGAGAUUAAGAACACAAUUACAAAGGUGUCCUUCCGACAGCUGGACUCCCGCUUCAAGAGAGGCAUUCCCUUGUAUGGAGAGGUCUUCCUGGAAGAUGCUGCAGGAAAGCCUAUUUCCAAUGAGACGGUGACCCUGUUUGUCGGUCAUGAUGGAACAAACUACACUUAUAUAACAGGGCCAGAUGGAACAGCAGAUUUCUCUAUUGAAACCACAAAAUUCAAAUUUUCUUCACUUCUAACACAGGUCACCCAGAAGGAAAGCAAUCGAAACUGCUACAGCCAAUCUUCAUUAUUCCCCGUUUAUCAAGAUGAUUCUCGCAGCGUUAGCCAUUUCUACUCCAGAAGCAAAAGUUAUCUGAAGAUCCAGCCCAUAUUCCACACUCUGAAGUGUGAGGAGGAUGAGAACCUCGUAGUGUAUUACACUCUGACUCCAGAAGGGGUUGGAGACUCGAGGCAUGCUGUAUUCCAUCAUCUGAUAAUGGCAAAGGGAAAAAUUAUCGAUUCUGGAAAUCACAAAGUGGAACUUAAUGCAAAAGAAGAGUCACAUGGACAAUUUACAUUUAAGCUUCCAGUCAACGUUAAAACGGCACCGCUGGCCAAAGUGCUCGUCUAUCUAAUUCUGGACAGUAGUGAGGUCAUCGCGGACAGCGUCAGCUUCAAAGUGGAGAAAUGCUUUGCAAACAAGGUGAAGAUUUCAUUCUCUGAUAAUGAAGUUCUACCGGGUGCAAACGCCAAUCUUGUCCUCUCCUCUCUGCCGAACUCCCUGUGUGCCCUACGGGCUGUGGAUUCCAGUAUACGGCUGCUGAAACCUGAAGCAGAAUUGUCUGCAAAUUCGGUGUAUGAGCUGCUGCAAGUUACAGACCUUUCAGGCUACGACCAUGAGGGAUUUCACCUAGAGGAGUCACGUGAAGAUCCCUGCCUGCAAGUGGAGCCUAUGUUUUUGAAUGGAGUGUAUUACAACCCAUCUGUCCCUACAUGGGAUGCUGACACCUACAAAAUCCUAAAGGAUCUUGGGCUAAAAGUUGCAACAAACACCAUUAUCAGGAUCCCAGUACUGUGCCAGACCAACUGAGGCAGAGGAUCAGGUGAGUAUAUGAUUUUUAGCAUGAUGGCCAGAGGGGAAGUCAUGUCCGCACCACUGAGGAGAGGGGGCGUAGAAGAGAUUGUGGAAACUGUGAGGAAGUUUUUCCCAGAAACGUGGCUAUGGGACUUAGUGGUAAUAGAUGAUGUCGGACAAACUGCCAUGAAGCUUACAGUACCAGACACGAUAACAACAUGGAAUGUGGACAUGUUCUGUACAUCAGAAGAAGCGGGCUUUGGGCUUGCAGAACCAGUGUCCCUGGUGACUUUCCAGCCUUUCUUCUUGGAUCUUACUCUGCCAUACUCCGCUAUACGGGGAGAGAAGUUCACACUAAAAGCUACCGUGUUUAACUACCUGACACAAACCAUCAGGGUGGAAAUUACUUUGGAACAAUCUGACAAAUUCACAGCUAAAGCCAAAAACACAGAAGAUGAAGGUCAUUGUAUACAAUCAAACAGCAGAGUCACCGUAGAAUUUGAAGUGAUCCUAAAGUCUCUUGGUGAAUUGAACUUUACUGUGAGUGCUCAGACGCUGCCAGGAGGAGGACUGUGCGGCAAUGAGAUUGUGAACCCCGCACAAGGAAGAAAGGACACAAUCACCAAACAUAUUCUAGUGGAGCCCGAGGGUAUUGAAAAAGAGGAGACACACUCAGCCAUGAUCUGUGGAAAAGGGCCUGAGAUAACAGAAGCAAUUUCUCUGAAGCUUCCAAGCCAGGUAGUAGAAGGUUCUCAACGCGCCUACUUCUCUGUGAUUGGUGAUAUCAUGGGAACAGCAAUGCAGAAUUUAGGUAAUCUGCUUAAGAUGCCAUCUGGAUGUGGAGAACAGAAUAUUGCCCUUUUAACCCCCAAUAUCUUCAUCUUGGAGUACCUCAAUAAUACCGGUCAGCUGACCCCAGAGGUCAAAUCCAAAGCCUUGAGCUACCUGAGCACAGGAUAUCAGAAGCAGCUGAUUUACAAACACCAUGAUGGCUCCUACAGUGCUUUUGGACCUCGGUUUGGAGAAGGGAACACUUGGCUAACAGCGUUUGUCCUCAGGUCCUUCUCCAAGGCUCAGGCACACAUUUACAUUGACCCAAAACAAAUAUCAGACACCAUGACAUGGCUUUUACUGAAACAGAAAGACAAUGGCUGCUUCCAUAACGUGGGACGACUUUUUAAUAAUGCUUUGAAGGGAGGAGUGAAUAAUGAAGUAGCAUUGGCUGCCUACAUCACCAUCACACUGCUGGAAAUCAAGUUGCCUGUUACGCACUUGGUGGUCAAUGGUGCCUUGUUGUGCCUGGAGAGGGCUAUAGGUACUGAAAUGGACUUCUACACAGAAGCAUUAUUGGCGUAUGCUUUCACACUUGCCGGAAAAGUGGACCUUCGUUCCCAACUCCUUCACGACCUCGAUGACAAGGCCAUUAAAGAAGAUGGUACCAUCCACUGGCAUCGACCAGAAUCCUCAGACUCUGCAGUAAUAAGGGUCCCAUCGAUGGAAGUUGAGCUGGCCUCCUAUGUUCUGCUGGCUAUGUUAUACAAACCCAAGCUCAGUGAUGAGGACUUGACACAUGCUUCGAAGGUGGUCUCAUGGAUCAUAAAGCAGCAGAAUCCUACUGGUGGUUAUUCCUCCACUCAGGACACAGUAGUUGCUCUCCAGGCCCUAGCCACCUAUGGAUACUUUGCUUACAGACAUGAUGGUCCUCGUGAAGUAGCCGUCACCCUGGGUGAAGCUCCAGUUGCCAAACUCCAUGUAGAAGACUCCAACCGCCUGCUUCUGCAACAAGUCCCUCUACCCGACAUUCCCGGAAAUUAUACAGUAUCCAUCAAUGGACCUGGCUGUGUCUUUGUACAGAGUACUCUGAAAUACAACAUCCCCCCUCCUGAAGGUGAAGCUCCAUUUACCAUCACAGUAACUACAGAUCCGAAGACAUGCAACCCCAAAUCCUUCAAGUCUUUUGGCAUUUCGGUCAAUGUAAGCUACACUGGCAGUCGGGUGAUCUCCAACAUGGCGAUAGCAGAAAUAAAGCUGCCAUCCGGGUACAUCCCAGUAAAGUCUAGUGUCCGACAGCUGUCAAACCUGAGAUUCAUUCAAAAGACAGAAAGCCAUGCGAACAAAGUUGUUGUCUACUUUGAAAAGCUUACCAAGGACGUAGAGAAUUUCAAGUUCUUAAUUGAACAAGAUAUUCCUGUGAGCAACCUUCAGCCGGCCACUGCCAGGAUCUAUGACUACUAUGAGCCAGGUGAUUUUGCGGUGACAAAGUACAGCGCCCCCUGCAGUUCACAAGAGGACAUUCGAUAUGCAUAAGGAACAACAUUGGCGCAGAUGGACAACUUACAGCCAGAAUUGCCAGUACAGAUGAAGCUAAAAAAACUUUCU
Molecule: messenger RNA, 4515 nt
Organism: Nanorana parkeri
Lineage: Eukaryota; Metazoa; Chordata; Amphibia; Anura; Dicroglossidae
Product: alpha-2-macroglobulin-like
Exons: 37
Cellular component (GO): extracellular region
Molecular function (GO): endopeptidase inhibitor activity
Source: RefSeq, a predicted model, not a curated record